UCGACGGAGGGCUUGUUGGCGUCCGAACGUCACGGUUGUCGGGGCCGACGUCGGCCGUCGAAUAUGACACGGACCCGUGAUCGUUCCGUGCAGAUCGUUCCGUGCUACUCUUGACUACGAAUCACAGCCGCGGUGUGACGACCACGUUGACGACCACGACGACGACCACGACGACGACAACAACGACGACGACGACGACGACGACGACGACGACGACCGCAAGAACGGGGACGAGAUCGAAAGAGCCGAAAACACCCCAUCGAGGUAUCAUGUCUUCGAUAUCGGCGCAGGGCGUCGUCGAGCGUGCCAGCGCCGAACUGACCAAGCGAAUUAAUGGCCUGGGAUUACGGACGUCGAAGCAUCAUGGGGGCGGAAAGACCAGCGUCAUGGAACGCGUGACGAAUGUCUUCUGCGGCGGCAGUGGUAGCGUCGCUUACAUGAAUUUGCAGAGCGCAAACAACGCGAACACGACACCCGAGAAACCAAGCCGUAGCGCCGCGCAAACCAUCAACAAUGCGACCGCGGGCAACAAUAAGGAACGUAUGAACAAUGUCACCCCGAGCAGAGGCAGGAUACCCAGAAACAGAAUGAAAAUGGCCGUGCCCCUGGCCAGCGGGGGUACGGGCGGUUACGUGCCGCCGGCCACAUGGGAACAACUGAUGCAGGACGACAAUUUUCUCGGACGAUUUUUUCUUUACUUCAACGCGACGGAAAGAAGAAUCCUGGCACAGGUUUGCACGAGAUGGAGAGACAUUCUGUACGCCAGACCGCGUCUUUGGACGGGAUUGGUUCCGGUGGUGCGAUGUCGCGAGGCUCGCGCCAUGCAACCGAGCUCGCGCACCCGGCUCUACGCCUCUCUGGUGAGAAGAGGCUUCGACUCAUUGGUUCUCCUGGGCGCUACCGACGAAGAUAUUCCGGAACUAACUCGCGGUUUUCCGCUGGCACAGCGAUAUGUGCAUUCUUUGUCACUGCGGUGUUGCGCGGUAACGGACCGAGGCCUUGAGGCUCUUUUGGAUCAUUUGCAGGCUUUGUACGAGCUUGAAUUGGCCGGCUGCAAUGAGAUAACGGAAGCCGGCCUGUGGGCAUGUCUCACCCCCAGAAUAGUGUCGUUGUCCCUGUCAGAUUGCAUAAACGUCGCCGACGAGGCUGUAGGCGCCGUGGCGCAGCUAUUGCCGAGCCUCUAUGAAUUUUCCCUGCAAGCUUAUCACGUUACCGACGCCGCGCUCGGUUACUUCAGCGCGAAGCAAAGCAGCGCGCUCAGCAUCUUGAAAUUGCAAUCUUGCUGGGAGCUCACGAACACCGGUGUAGUAAAUAUUGUACAUUCCUUGCCCAAUUUGACCGUGCUAUCGCUUUCUGGAUGCAGCAAAGUAACGGAUGACGGUGUUGAAUUAAUCGCAGAAAACUUGCCAAGACUUCGUUCCUUAGAUCUGAGCUGGUGCUCAAGAAUUACAGAUGCAGCCUUAGAAUGUAUUGCCUGUGAUUUGAAUAACUUAGAAGAACUCACGCUAGACCGAUGUGUACACAUCACCGAUAUUGGUGUAGGUUACAUCUCCACGAUGGUCUCGCUGAGCGCUUUGUUCUUGAGAUGGUGUUCGCAACUUAGGGAUUUCGGACUUCAACAUUUGUGCGUCAUGAGAUCUUUGCAGGUGUUGUCUGUGGCAGGUUGCCCGUUGCUCACAAGUAGUGGUUUAUCCAGUCUGAUACAGCUUCGGCAUUUACACGAGCUAGAAUUAACCAAUUGUCCGGGAACGUCGCGAGAACUGUUUGACUAUUUACGUGAACAUCUGCCGCGUUGCCUAAUCAUCGAGUAAAACAAAAACGAUGUUCCAUGAAGACACAAUAAAGCGCGAAUAUAUAGAAUUUCUUUAUACUCAAAAAGAAAAAUUAAAUUAAAAAAAAAAAAAAGAUGUAAGUAUAUGUGUCAAACAGAAAGUAUUAAAAUCGCGCCCGCGAGAAGUAGAAACCUCGCAGAAAGCAAUAUUUCAAGCGAGAGACAAAGGUGGUGUAAAGGAGAGAUACAAUAUAUAUAUACUAUAUAUAUAUAUAUAUAUAUAUUACGCGUAUAUUACAGAUAUAAGAAAGCAACUGACGUCCAAAACAAGUUAAUGAAAGAACGCAAUGUUUUCCUUGUAAUGUGUGGUCUAAAAGAAAAAGUCACUAGCCCUGUGGAAAGAAACAAAAAAAAAAAACAAAAAAAACAAAAAAAAAACAAAUAUAUAAACGCGUAGACAUUUUUAAUACACUAAACGUCCCAUGAUGCACUUCCGUUCGUAUUUUUUCAUUCUAACCACGCGAACACAUCACGAGGCAUGUACAAACGGCGAUCGCGCGUGUGUCUACACACCGCUGGUUGGUGGGAAGCAGAAAGGAGAUCUCCACACACUCCCAAGAAAAAGGAAACGCAAUUGUGUAACACGCUCUUGUACAGAAAUGAGAAUUCACAAAUAUUGUACAUUAGAACAGAUUGAUAAAAAAAAAAACGCGUAUCGGAAAUUGAGGAGAGAGAUCAAAGCGCGGUCUUCUUUUUGCCUCCUAAAUGUAGAAAGUCCGAAUGUAAAACAAACAAAAAAAAAAAAAAAAAA
This is a messenger RNA of Pseudomyrmex gracilis, 2582 nucleotides long. Its product is annotated as F-box/LRR-repeat protein 16. The transcript has 7 exons. Gene Ontology annotation, molecular function: protein binding. The record is from RefSeq and is a predicted model, not a curated record. The coding region runs from base 270 to 1811 and encodes 513 amino acids. NCBI's taxonomy places the organism in Eukaryota, Metazoa, Arthropoda, Insecta, Hymenoptera, Formicidae.